Acinonyx jubatus (cheetah) is the source of this 5486-nucleotide messenger RNA. It is a transcript of the gene KCNN3, whose product is annotated as potassium calcium-activated channel subfamily N member 3. Gene Ontology annotation, molecular function: calmodulin binding; small conductance calcium-activated potassium channel activity. NCBI's taxonomy places the organism in Eukaryota, Metazoa, Chordata, Mammalia, Carnivora, Felidae. The coding region runs from base 269 to 2701 and encodes 810 amino acids. The transcript is spliced from 9 exons. The record is from RefSeq and is a predicted model, not a curated record. Gene Ontology annotation, cellular component: neuron projection; plasma membrane; neuronal cell body. Gene Ontology annotation, biological process: potassium ion transmembrane transport.
CCCUGCUGUGGGAAGGCCAGUUUUCCUGCAAGCCUUCUCUGGUUCCUUCCCAGCACGCGGGCCACUUCAUGGAGGCCCCGCUUUGCCCUGAGCAGCACAGUGGAAAGGCGUCCGGGCAGAGGGGAUAGCAGCUGUGGGUCCCACCGACCUGGGUUCAAAUCCCAGCACCCUCCACCGGCCCGGUGACAUCUGGCAAUUUACUUACCUGUGCUUGUGUGAUCUGUUCUUCAGUUUUCAUCUGUAAAAGGAGAAUGAUGACAUCAUUUGCAUGGGGUUGAAGUGGGGGGUGGAAGUAACAAAGAGGCGCCUGCACGCUUACUGCCGGCGUUCAGUAGGCCCCUCCUGCCCAGGGCCAUGCACCCCUGAGUGGCGGCGUCUGGACCCCGGGCAGCCCCAGAGAACCGGAGCCAGAGAACGAAGACGGGGCCAGGACACCUGCUGGGGGCUUGGAUGCCCGGCUGCCUCUGAGGACAUCUUUGGAGCGAGGGUGGCUUUGGGGUGGGGGGUUGUGCCGCAGGGAAUCCAGCCAGGCCCCAAGAUGGACACUUCUGGGCACUUCCAUGACUCGGGGGUGGGGGACCUGGAUGAAGACCCCAAGGGUCCCUGCCCGUCGUCCGGGGAUGAGCAGCCGCCGCCGCCGCCGCCGCCGCCGCCGCCCCCAGCAGCCCCCCAGCAGCCCCCGGGACCCCUGCUGCAGCCUCCGCAGCAGCCCCAGCAGCAGCCAGCGCGUCCCCUGUCUCUGCUCGCCCAGGUCCAGAGCCAGCCCGUCCAGCCCGGCCUGCCGCACUCCUCACCCACGACGCUCAGGGGCCCCCCUUCGGCCAACUCCACCGCUGCCCUCCGCCCCUCCUCCAGGCAAGGCAGCCAGUUCAAUCUCAAUGACCACUUGCUCGGCCACUCUCCAAGCUCCACAGCCACAAGUGGGCCCGCUGGCGGCGGCCGGCACCGGCAGGCCAGCCCCCUGGCGCACCGGCGGGACAGCAACCCCUUCACGGAGAUCGCCAUGAGCUCCUGCAAGUACAGCGGGGGGGUCAUGAAGCCCCUGAGCCGGCUGAGCGCCUCCCGGAGGAACCUCAUCGAGGCCGAGCCCGAAGGCCAGCCCCUCCAGCUCUUCAGCCCCAGCAACCCCCCCGAGAUCAUCAUCUCCUCCCGGGAGGACAACCAUACCCACCAGACCCUGCUCCACCCCCCCAACGCCACCCACAACCACCAGCACGCCGGCCCCGGCCCCGGCCCCGGCCCCGGCCCGGCCACCGCCGCCGGCAGCGCCACCUUCCCCAAAGCCAACAAACGGAAAAACCAAAACAUUGGCUAUAAGCUGGGACACAGGAGGGCCCUGUUCGAAAAGAGGAAGCGUCUCAGUGACUAUGCUCUGAUUUUUGGGAUGUUUGGAAUUGUUGUCAUGGUGAUAGAGACCGAGCUCUCUUGGGGUUUGUACUCAAAGGAUUCCAUGUUUUCGCUGGCCCUGAAAUGCCUUAUCAGCCUGUCUACCAUCAUCCUCUUGGGCUUGAUCGUCGCCUACCACACGCGAGAAGUCCAGCUCUUCGUGAUUGACAACGGCGCGGACGACUGGCGGAUAGCCAUGACCUGCGAGCGCGUCCUGCGCAUCAGCCUGGAGAUGCUGGUGUGCGCCAUCCACCCCGUCCCCGGCGAGUACAAGUUCUUCUGGACGGCGCGCCUGGCCUUCUCCUACACGCCGUCGCGGGCGGAGGCCGACGUGGACAUCAUCCUGUCCAUCCCCAUGUUCCUGCGCCUGUACCUGAUUGCCCGCGUCAUGCUGCUGCACAGCAAGCUGUUCACGGAUGCCUCGUCCCGCAGCAUCGGGGCGCUCAACAAAAUCAACUUCAACACCCGCUUCGUCAUGAAGACCCUCAUGACCAUCUGCCCUGGCACUGUGCUGCUGGUGUUCAGCAUCUCGCUGUGGAUCAUCGCCGCCUGGACCGUGCGUGUCUGCGAAAGGUACCACGACCAGCAGGACGUGACCAGUAACUUCCUGGGUGCCAUGUGGCUCAUCUCCAUCACCUUCCUCUCCAUCGGUUACGGGGACAUGGUCCCACACACGUACUGUGGGAAGGGCGUCUGUCUCCUCACCGGCAUCAUGGGUGCGGGCUGCACUGCCCUCGUGGUGGCCGUGGUGGCCCGGAAGUUGGAGCUCACCAAGGCGGAGAAGCACGUGCACAACUUCAUGAUGGACACUCAGCUCACCAAACGGAUCAAGAACGCCGCGGCCAACGUCCUUCGAGAAACGUGGCUGAUCUACAAGCACACGAAGCUGCUGAAGAAGAUCGACCACGCCAAGGUCCGGAAGCACCAGAGGAAGUUCCUGCAAGCUAUCCACCAACUGAGGAGUGUCAAGAUGGAGCAGAGGAAGCUUAGCGACCAGGCCAACACCCUAGUGGACCUCUCCAAGAUGCAGAACGUCAUGUACGACCUGAUCACGGAGCUCAACGACCGCAGCGAAGACCUGGAGAAGCAGAUCGCCAGCCUGGAGUCCAAGCUGGAGCACCUGGCGGCCGGCUUCAGCUCCCUGCCCCUCCUCAUCGCCGACGCGCUCCGCCAGCAGCAGCAGCUCCUGUCUGCCCUCGCCGAGGCCCGGGUUGGCGCGGCGGGCACCCCGCACACGCCCCCGCCCUCCGAUAGCCCCCUCGGGGUCAGCUCCGCCUCCUUCCCGACCCCGUACACGAGCUCCAGCAGCUGCUAAAUGAACGCCCGCUCCGGAAGCGGAACCCAUAGGUCUUAAGAUGCAAAUGGACUCUGUCCUGGUCACUGCGCCAUCAAGGAACAAUCAGACCAGGGAGCGCAAAGAAGAGAGACCAGCUAAUUAAGUAGCUCCCGUUCGUUCGGCGUGCUUGGUUGGAUACGCCUGGAAACCAGAAAUCUAAUCUCUGUUUAGGUGCCUCCACUUGGGAGCGGGAAGACGGGGGGGGACAGGAAGCGGUGGCGCAGAACAGAAAUCCACGCGCGAUCUCCGGUCUCGCGCGGGAGCGGGGGUGGGGGGCAGACAGGUGCACGGAAGGGGCCAACGGGGAAGGAGCCCAGACGAGGGUCCCCCGGAGGCGGUGUCAGGCUUGGGCGUGGGCUCCUCACCGGGUUCCUGGGCACACCCCUCUCCUUGCCUCUGGAUGACACUGGCCAAAACAGGCGCUGUCUCCUCUCAUGCCGGAGUCAUAAAACCCAAUUUAGACAAAAAAAAAAAGUAAAAAGCCAGAUUUUCCAUCCAAUAUUAAUACCCAUAUAAACCUGUGUGUUCGCACAUCUGUGCACGCACACACCCCACAUUCAACCCAGGUCUUUUCUCGUUUGAACUUGACCCACUAGGAAGGGACCCGGUACCUUACUGUGCACACAGUAGGCACUCUGUAAUGCACGUGGAGUUGGCUUGAAUCUGAAUGUGGGUGCUUUCAGCUCAGGGGGUUUGCUAGUGUCGGGCAUAUUCUGAGCUUCCCUAAAGACGCAGGCUAGAGAGGGCACCUCACCCUGGGGGCGCACCCCGCUUGCUUGGCUAGAGACGAACGCCCAGCCAGACUUGUUGGCAUUCCGGAGGGAUGAGCAGUCUUCUAAAAACAACAGCCCCACAGAGUUUCCUCCGUAUAUCUGAGCCAGCUGUGUUCCCAUGGAGCACGUGAGGGGAGGGCACGGGGUCCCUGCACAUGGGCGCACGCACACGCCAGCAGGUGCAGCCCAGUGACACCUGAGUGAGGACCAGCACGUCUGGGGCUUUGCUCGGCUGCGUCCACGCAGCUGCAGGGCUCCAGCCCCAGGUGUCAGGAGCGCAAAGGGGCCCAAGUCCCUACCUGGGGGCCACACCGAGCUGGAAGAAGUGGAGGGGGGGCCCGUGGUCCCUUCUACCUGGCCUGAGACCGCCUCAACGCGAAAGAUUCGGAGAAGAACGGGACCCUCAGGGAGCCCUGUGGGCCGGGACAGAUGACGCGGGCCUGUCAGCAGCCUGUUCCGUGCCACGGUGGUCUUGGUGCCAAAACUACUCGAAUGUGUCUCAAACUCCAAGAAACUUGAGAAGCGUGAAGACCCAGUGUCGUGACAGGCGCUGGGAGGCGAGGCGCGUGGACGCGGUCCCUUACUACUCUGUGUCUGGCCACCACCCGUGUGCUGUGAUGCAGCCGUCACGUGCCCCGUCACCGCUCCUGUCGUGAGGUCCUCGACUUGGGCUGCGGGGCGACGAACGACACGGUUCGCGGCAUCCCGUCUGUUCAGGGAAGGGUGUCAUUUGCAAACGGUCGGCCUCCCUUUGCGCAGGACAUUGUCACGUCUCUGACGUCCUGACAUCAACUGGGCCAGGCCUUCUAGGGACAAGGGAGUCACUAGAUGGCAGGAGGCGGGUGACCCUGGAACUGGGCAAGAUCGGGCGUCUUGCUAACCUUCCCCUUUUCUCUCUUUCUGUUGCUGCUGUUUUCCCUAAACGGGCUUGUUCUCCGCGUGGUAACCGGAGAACACGUCCGCUGGGUGUUUUGCGUAUCACACCUGCCGCCCCUGCUGUUGGCUCUUUAUUUUGCUACUUGUUCUUUCAACUGUCAAUCAUCCGACAGAUCACCCUCCUUUUUCAUGUCCCAAGAAUGGUGCUCCUGUUCUCAGUGGCAGUGCAGCCGAGCAUAUAAACAGGUGUGGAGGCAGAUGAAAUAACCAUGCGGUUUCUUUACGGCGUUAAUUCCACUCACAAGGUGGAGACCGCGUCCGCCACGCUGCGCGCUCCAGCCCCGGUCGCUGACCGACGGUCCCUGCCCGUUACCUCCUGCUCGCCCUUUCCAUUCCGCUGUGACCCAUGACGUGUGUGCGCACGUUCACGCUCACAGGGGGUUAGUCUUAACUUCAAACAAAUGGCACGCAAGAUUCCACUGCCACCCCCCUGCACAGACCGCCGUUGAGCCAUCGAGGUCUGCGGGUAAUUCUUCAACCCCUCACUAACACGGUGCACCAAAAUGAACGCCAAAGACCAAGCUGGCGACACUGGUAAAGAGGGGCUGGAGUCCUCUCCGGAAGCGGAGGCCACCGCCCCCCGGAAACACAGGGGCAUCUGGGGCAGGACUUGAGCUCACGGCAGUGCAGUAGCUGUGUGGAGUUUUCUUCCUCGGCUCCGUGCCCAGUCUUCAAAAACGAUCCAGUCUUUGCCAGUCUUGUGACCGUAAACGGGAGGGCACAUCCCUGACGGAGCCCCUCAGCUUCAUGUGGGGAAGUUAUCCGCUCUCCUGCGAGUGCAAUCGACCUUGAUGACCUCAGUAUUGAUCAUUCAAAGUGUAGUUCCCCCCCCCGCCCCGGUUUCCUCCCCAUAGCCUGCCUUGUGGCCAAUCCCGCUGUGCCUCAGCGUCACAGACAGAUGGGACCAGGUAGCGGGUGAUCGCUGUGCCUUCUCGUUCCCUCGUUCCGAGUCUGGUGGCAGUGGAGAUUUAAUUGUCUGCUGGAGAAUCGGCUGUGUGAACUAACGUAAAACUCUGACUCACAAUGACCUCACUCGAAUGCUGAACUGAGUUCUG